AUGCGAUCUUGGGAACCAGAUUUCAAUGCUUUCCAAUCUCCUAUUAAUAAGAUCACUGCGCGGGUGAGGCUUCCAGGGUUUCCUAUUGAGUACGUGAACACCCCUCUGAUAAAAAGUGUUGGAGAUUGGAUAGGCAAGUUUAUUCGCUUGGAUACGGCUACAACAAAUCUUGCUAGGGGUAAGUUCGCCAGAAUUUGUGUGGAGGUUGAUUUAACCAAACCUCUAAAAGCGAAAUAUUUGAUUGAAGGAAGAUAUAAGCAGGUGGAAUACGAAGGUCUUCAUCUCAUUUGUUACUCUUGUGGCAAGUAUGGCCAUAGAGCUGAAUCUUGUAACAGCAACUCGGGGUCGAAUGGUGUGGCUGAAGGCGAAGGAGGAAUGGCUAUUGAUGUAGAUGGUCAUAUGGAUAAGGGGACAGCUGGGGUUGAGGAGGACAGUCAAGAAGGCUUCGGGCCUUGGAUGGUGGUAACUAGAGGAGGAAAAAAAGGAAGAUUUGCUUAUGGUAAAAGGGAAGUUAGAGGAGGAAAGGAGGCGAUAGGAAGCAAUACUAACUUUGAACAAAUACCGAAGGAGGAUAAACACGAAACAGAAGAAAACAAUGAAGCUGCUAAUGUUCAACGCGUUGAAGGUUUAGAUAAAGCAAUUAUUUUGGUGGAUGAGGAGAAGACUCGGACUUCAAGCAGACAGAAAAGGCAAGGAUCCAAUGAUAGAGUUAGGCUUGUGGAAACUCAAAAUGCUUUCAAUCUUGUUUGGGACGAUAUUAUGAGUCAAGACAAGGAAAAGGAGAUAAGUGUGAUUAAUCAAAAGGAAAUCUUCAAACGGAUUCAAAACACAGUGCAUGUGCGUUUAAAUCCAACUUUUGAUGGAACUAGGGAAGAUGCUAGUUUAGGGCAGUUGAUGGUGGAAGAUACAAAAAUAAGUUUGACAGGUACUGCGUCAGAUAUGCAUGUACAACACUUUAAACAGGCUUCAGAUGGUAGGGGUAGAGUGCAACAUUUGAAACCUCCUGAUACAAAAAAUAGGGGGCAUAAAGAGAGCAAUGCCAAUCCGAGAGCCAUAGUCUCCCAACGUGGAGUAGGAAGGAAUUUAACUGGUCGGUUGUCUCAGGUGCAAUCUCAGCAUGGAUCUUCCAAUAAAGAAACUCGUACUGGUGGUGUAAACAGUAGAAGGCUAAUGAAGAAACUUCAGUUUAAUUCUGCUAUCUUUGAGGAGGCUAAUGGUUUUUCGGGUGGUAUUUGGGUGCUGAGUAACGAUAAAAAGGCAAGAGUGCAACUUUUGUCUCAGUCGAAUCAGUUUAUUCAUAUGACUGUGAAGAUUGAUGAUGGUCCUAGUUUUCUUUGCACGGCUGUUUAUGGCAGUCCUAGAGAAGACGAAAGGCAUGUUAUGUGGGAUGAUGUUAAGCAAUUGAGUCUCAACGUUAACCUUCCUUGGAUUUUAGCUGGUGACUUUAAUGACAUAAAAUGCAUGGGGGAGAAGAAGGGAGGUUCUCAACCUGAUUCGAAUAAAUGUGAUAGGUUUGCAGAUGUUGAAGUCCGAAUUCUUCCUAGGCAUCAUUCCGAUCAUAGUCCCCUUCUUGUGAAAUUCUCCAAUCGUCCCAAUCUUUGGCAAGAUCGACCGUUUCGAUUUAUUGCUUCUUGGUUAGACUAUCCCAACUUCAACGAUCUGAUGCAGGAUAAGUGGAAUAAGAACGUUGAUUUUAAUCAGAUGCUCAAUAGAUUUGUUCCAAUUCUUAAAAAGUGGAAUAAGGAGGUGUAUGGAAACAUAGGUAGAAGGAAGAACAGUUUGGUUAAUGAUAUUGCCUCUGUCCAAUUAAAGAGGUCUGUUGCGGAUAGUCCGAAUCUUCAUGAACUGGAAAUCAGUUUGCAAAAUAGUCUUGAUCAUGUGCUGGAGGAGGAAGAAUUGUUGUGGUUUCAAAAAUCCAGACAUAAUUGGAUUAUGGAUGGAGAUAAAAAUACGAAGUUUUAUCACUUGCGGACGGUUAUUAGAAGAAGCAGUAACAAAAUUUCAAGGUUGCGUAGUGAGACCAACCAAUGGAUUGAAAAUGUGAAUGAGUUAAAAGAUCCUGUCUGCAGUUUUUAUAAAACUUUGUUUACAGAAGAUAUCGAAGAGAGAAGAUGGCUCGCGUCUGCCAAUCACUGGACGUCACUGUCUAACGCUCUAAAGGAUGAUUUGAUUAAAGUUCCUAGUAUGGCUGAGGUCACUAAGUUAUUGAAUGGCAUGAAUGCGUUUAAGGCACCUGGUCUAGACGGCUUCCCUGCAAUUUUCUUCCAAAAAUAA
Messenger RNA from Gastrolobium bilobum, 2274 nucleotides. RefSeq lists its product as uncharacterized. Lineage: Eukaryota; Viridiplantae; Streptophyta; Magnoliopsida; Fabales; Fabaceae. The record is from RefSeq and is a predicted model, not a curated record. Bases 1 to 2274 code for a protein of 757 amino acids. Gene Ontology annotation, molecular function: zinc ion binding; nucleic acid binding. The transcript is spliced from 3 exons.